CACCAACAUUUGGGACUGCAAGGUACUCUUGUCUCUGGUCAAUCUUUCUACUGGAAGUUGACGAGCCGUGUGGCCAGACGGACCAAGUCCAUCAAACAUGGUCAACCGGCACUCUAUGACUUGGAUGAGUCACUCCCGUCAUCCUGCCAUCGCUAGAUUUGCAGCUGUAGUCCCCCAAGAAGCAGCAAUAUGUGAAACAGCCAGUCUCUGACUGAAUCGUUGAAGCUACUAUCCCUAGCUUGAUGCAUCAAUUCACCGUGUGAGUCAGGCGCACGUCAUGAUGCGAAAGUUCCAUAACUGGUGAUAUUUGCCACCGGUACACGAUGGGCACCGUCAAAACAAAGAUAGUCACCGAUGGAAAGGGUGGGUCCAUGGACAAAAGAUCGUGCGUGAGGCUGCAAAGUGCUCGCUCGCUAGAUAUGAGUCAGGGCAAGAUGGGAAGCGCGGCCGAUUCCGGGGAUCCGCCAGAAGGGGGCACGUGGCAUGAAUGGGGGGAAAUGUGAUCCAGGCCCAUUUGGGAUCAUGGCUAAUUGGGCUGGAGCUGUCACGGGUCGGC
This is a messenger RNA of Aspergillus vadensis CBS 113365, 556 nucleotides long. RefSeq lists its product as uncharacterized. The transcript has a single exon. NCBI's taxonomy places the organism in Eukaryota, Fungi, Ascomycota, Eurotiomycetes, Eurotiales, Aspergillaceae. The record is from RefSeq and is a predicted model, not a curated record. Bases 324 to 503 code for a protein of 59 amino acids.